Molecule: messenger RNA, 456 nt
Organism: Darwinula stevensoni
Lineage: Eukaryota; Metazoa; Arthropoda; Ostracoda; Podocopida; Darwinulidae
Source: the annotation of a GenBank genome assembly
UCUGCCAUAGACAAAACUUUGGAUAUUUUGCGCAAGCAACGCCGCAGCUUUGCUCAGCGUCCCGCCUCAGCCCAGGCACAAAGUUUACGAGAAGAUAUCCGCAAAAAUCUGGAACGUGAAGUGAAGUUUCGCCUGCAAGCACGCAAUAAAGAAGCUGCCAUCUCUUCCUUGGUGCAAGCUGCAAGUUUAGAUGUGCCCAAAAGUUUGGUGGCCCAAGAAGAAAAGCGCUUAGAGCAAGCUAUGCGCCAAAACCUUAAGCAACGCGGCAUGAAAGACGCUGAAACUGUGAAUAUCCCUACAGACUUGUUUGCUGAGCAAGCUCUAAAGAAUGUACGCACUGGUUUGGUAGUUUAUGGCUUGGUAGAUGAGCAAAAACUGCAAGCCAAGCCUGAGCAAGUACAGGCGCAUAUUGAAGAAAUCGCUUCGAGCUAUGAAAAGCCCAUUGAAGUAAUACGU